AGUCGUGAUGCCUGGUCCUCACGACCUAGCAUCAAGCAUUAAGGCCAAGUUACUCGCCCUCCUCACAAGAAAUACAAGGUACGAGGAAUUCGACCUUGGAAAAGAUGGAGCACCUGCUACUGGCACCUACGAGGAAGAAGAGGUUUGGCCAGAGCCUGAGAGGCCGCCUCCAAGGCAUAUCGACAAAUACAUCAGGCCGGAGUGCCCCUGCCUCACCAAGAGGUACACUGUCGCAGUUUUAGCAUGUGUAGGUUUUGUAAUCUCAUUCGGUAUGAGGUGUAAUAUGGGAAUGGCCAAAUUAGAGUUCACAACAUCUAUCAACCAAACAGCAAAGGCCGUUGAGCAUGCUAUAAAGAAAAUUAACGUCACUCAUAAACAUUCAACUCCUUUUCAUUGGUCAGUUGGUAUGGAAAGUGCUGUAGACUCUUCAUUUUUCUGGGGCUAUCUUGUAACACAAGUUCCAGGUGGCUUUUUGGCAUCAAAAUAUCCAGCAAAUAAGAUAUUUGGUACUGCAAUAGCCACCUCUUCGUUCCUCAACCUUCUUCUUCCAGUGGCUGCCGAUACACAGCCAUUGUUUAUAAUCAUUGUCCGUGUUCUUCAAGGUCUGGUCGAGGGUGUCACAUAUCCCGCCUGCCAUGGUAUUUGGAGAUAUUGGGCUCCACCCCUUGAAAGAAGUCGUUUAGCGACACUAGCAUUUUGUGGAAGUUAUGCAGGUGUUGUGUUAGGAAUGCCUCUCUCUGGUGUCCUAACAGCCUCUAUAGGAUGGCAGGCUCCAUUUUACUUUUAUGGAAUGGUGGGUCUUAUUUGGUAUUUAGCAUGGCUUUGGUUGGUAUUUGAAAAACCAUCCAAACACCCAACAAUAUCUGCUCGAGAAUUGUAUUAUAUUGAAAAUUCUUUAGGUUCAACUAACCAAGUGUCCAUGCCAACCCUUUCAACAACCCCUUGGGACAAAUUUAUGAGAUCUAUGCCCGUUUAUGCCAUAAUUGUAGCAAAUUUUUGUAGAUCCUGGAAUUUUUAUUUACUAGUUCUUUUCCAAGCAUCAUAUUUAUCUACCUCAUUUGGUUUCAAGAUACAAGAGACGGGCUUUCUGGGAGCUCUUCCACAUUUGCUGAUGUCCAUUAUUGUGCCUUUUGGUGGUCUCUUAGCUGACUAUGUACGAAAAAACGGUAUCCUGUCAACAACAAAUGUUAGAAAGGUGUUCAACUGUGGAGGCUUUGGGAUGGAGGGUUUUUUCUUUGUAGUCGUAGCAUAUUCAACUUCUGCAGUUUCUGCUAAUGUAGCAUUAACUCUGGGUGUAGCAUUUAGUGGAUUUGCAAUAUCAGGAUAUAAUGUUAAUCACCUCGAUAUUGCACCUAGAUAUGCAAGUAUAUUAAUGGGCAUGUCUAAUGGCAUCGGAACCAUUGCAGGCUUAAUCUGCCCCAUUGUAAUAGAUCAUAUUACAAAAGAUCAUACAAAAGGAUCGUGGAAAGUAGUUUUCCUCAUGGCUGCUACUGUCCAUUUCAUUGGAAUUACAUUUUAUGCCAUCUUUGCCAGUGGUGAGCUUCAGCCAUGGGCAGAACCCCCUGAUGAGAAAAAGAAACAAUGGGAUCCACUCGAAGGGGCAAGAUCUCCUACUGAAACAACAACAAUGGAUGGAAAGACAGUUGGUUAUGGUGCAGUUGACAUGGGUUAUACAAACCAUGUAAUGACAACAGAAACCGUCCAACCAGAAAGUAGAGAUGAAUACAUGUAUGGUGCAGUGGAAGAGAGGUCAACAACCCAGCAAAAAUCUUACAAUCCCUUCCUUAAUGAUUAAAACAACGGCCUAUUAAAAAAAGAAAUGGUAAGAAAACAUUUAAAAAUAAUAUUAUUAAACACUUUAUUAUUUGAGACAUGUUACAUCAGAUGUGAGAAAUAAAUCAAUGAUGAGGGAAACAAAUUAACAAUCUGUCAUAUCAAUUUAAAAAAAAAUAGAUGGAAAUUUUAGAAAAGUUGAAAAGUUUAGAGGAACGUUGCCAAAUGCUUUUAUAUAAUCUUAGCUGCAAACGUAAAUUUCUAGAAAUCAGAAUUAAGAAUUUUACAAAUAUCUAAACUUAUCUAUGUAUUAGUCAUUAUACAAAUAAUGUUUUAAAGGUGUAAAAUCUUAAAUAUAUUUAAAGGAAGUGAUAAUUAAUUGAUGUAAAAUAUAUGUGAAAAUGUUUGUAUAAUUAAUAUUUCAGGGUGAAACGACAAAUAAGCCUAAUGCAUGAAUGUACGAGUAGAUAGAUAUAUCUUAAUGACUAUUGAUUUAAAUAUAAUUUUUUUAUUCAAAAAGUGCUUAUCGAUGUAAUUUUAAUA
This is a messenger RNA of Cimex lectularius (bed bug), 2316 nucleotides long. Its product is annotated as vesicular glutamate transporter 1-like. The transcript is spliced from 15 exons. Lineage: Eukaryota; Metazoa; Arthropoda; Insecta; Hemiptera; Cimicidae. Gene Ontology annotation, cellular component: synaptic vesicle membrane; excitatory synapse. Gene Ontology annotation, biological process: regulation of synapse structure or activity; monoatomic anion transport; transmembrane transport. Gene Ontology annotation, molecular function: L-glutamate transmembrane transporter activity; neurotransmitter transmembrane transporter activity. The record is from RefSeq and is a predicted model, not a curated record. The coding region runs from base 8 to 1795 and encodes 595 amino acids.